Molecule: messenger RNA, 15258 nt
Organism: Cololabis saira (Pacific saury)
Lineage: Eukaryota; Metazoa; Chordata; Actinopteri; Beloniformes; Belonidae
Exons: 5
Coding region: 13-15252 (5079 amino acids)
Source: RefSeq, a predicted model, not a curated record
GGGUUUGAGUCUAUGUUGGGGAGGCUAAGUCCAUUGAGACUCUUCUCCAGCGCGCCUCAAUCGAGAGAGCCGUCUCCUCAGCCGUCAGAGCAAAGAAGUCCAUCUGCUGCAAGCAAAGACUCCCAGCAGGGGUCUCCGAGCAGACCCUCCUCUCCCAGAAGAGAGGACUCGCAAGCAGAGCGACAGCUUUCAGGCGAGACGCGACCCGGCUCGGGGACUGGAUCAGUUGAACUCCUGCCAGAUACAGGGAGCGGAUCGAUUGAGCUGUCACUAGACACUGGGUCGGUCGAACUGCUUCCAGAGACUGAGUCAUCCGGGGAGCUACCUGAUACUCUGCAACGAGGAGCAUCCCCAGCAUCUGAACCAAAGCGUGAGGGCAGUUCAGAGGAAACCGGAUUCUUCAGUCCUUUUAAGAAAUCCCUCUCCUCCCUCAUAUCAGCGGUUCCUCCAGAAAGUCCCUCGCAGAGUGACACCAAGCCUGCAGAAGAGUCCUUUUUAGGCGGCAAACUCAAACUCCCGUUCUUCUCUGAAAAUGUUGCUGCAGCAACUCCGACAAAGCCAGAAGGGGGGAUGCUGUCAGGGAUACUUAAGUUUGCAACUGGUGAAGAUGCCAACACCCCUCCAAAAAGUCCGUCCCCUACGCCAGCAAGGUCCCCCUCUCCAAAUCGCACUGCACAACUUGAAAAUCUACCAAAAGGAAACGCAGAAACCGGCUGGUUUUCCAACCUUUUCAAGGCGGCCCCAAGUGAACCAGCAAAGGAACCUGCAAAGAAAAUAAUCACUCCCACUGUGACACUAACCAAACCUAGUGGUCAAACUGAGACGCCUGCUGAACAGACGGUCCCCGAGGCCACAGAGAAGACUGUCCCCGAUGCAGAGGACUCUUCUCAGGAGCAAGCACCUGAAGCAGGUCUGAAAUCUGAAGCAGAAGUCACGUCUCAGGAGGAAGCUCCUUCCAAGCCAGCGGAGCAGCCGUCACAAGCAGACGCCCCGCAGCCUCAAGGACUUCUGAGUGGGUUGCUAAAACUGGGUUCAACUGAAGAUGUUUCAGCUGACAAGAAAACCCAGGGAGGGAGCAGUCAACCUCAACAGGGUGGUCUCUUCUCAGGUCUGUUCUCAUCACCUUCCCAGUCCUCUCCACAAACCCAACAGAACUCGGCCCAACAGCAGCCGGGAGGGCUGCUGUCUGGAUUUCUAAAAUUUGCCUCAGACACGGUCUCAGCUCCUACAAAUCAGUCGUCGUCAACGUCGCCAGGAGACCAAAAGGACCAAAUUCCAACUCAAGGUCAACCUGCUUCACAGCCGCCUGCAGGGGGACUCUUAUCCGGACUCUUGAAAAAGGCAGCGGAUACGGUAACUGUGUCUCAACCAGCUCAGCCCUGUCCAGAGCCACAGCCAGAAGUAACUGACCAAACAGAGAACAAAGAAACACCUGAACAAAGCUCCAGCCAAGGGACAGCUCCUGCGGCGGAGUCCAAGGGGCUUCUGGCGGGACUGCUGAAACUAGGUUCGACAGAAGGACCUCUCCCAGACAAAGUUCAAGCAGAACUGCAACAGAAGCAAUCUGCAGCCUCGGAUCAGCAACCAAAGCAACAAGAAAAACUACCCCCGAAAGGACCAACGCCAGCACCUCAGCCGAGUGGAUUAUUUGGAGGUUUGCUGAAACUCGCAGACCCUGCUCCCCAGCAAGUGCCUCCCAGUCAAGGAGGCUUCCUGUCUGGCCUGUUUGGAAUUGGGGGCCAAGACCCGCCACCUGCAAACCCUCCCCAGUCGUCACAAAACCAGCAGCAGGGCGUCAGAUCUGGAAACCAGCCUAAGCAGCAGUCAGGCAAUCGACAAAACCUUCAGCGGCAAAACCAAGUACCUCCUCAACAGCCCCCCAGCGGUCCUGGAGGGAUGCUCUCGGGUUUGUUUAACAAAAUAACUGAUGUGGCUCCUCCCCAGCCCACUGUGGGGGGUGAGCCAGCUCAGCAACAGGCACAAAAACCAGCACCCCAGCAACCCCCAAACCCACAGGGAGGCUUUCUGUCUGGGUUGUUUUCGACGGGCGCCACUCCUCCGGCGCAGCAGCAGCCACCGGGCAGUCAGCCAAACCAGCAGCAGACCCAGCAAGGUGGGAGACAACCUCUGCGGAGGCAAAACCAGAUACCGUCACAGCCUGCAGCGUCUGCACCAGAGCCGCAGCAGGGCGGUUUACUGUCAGGGCUUUUUAAUAAAUUGGCACCUAGUGAUAAUGCACCUCAACAGCAGAACACACAGGCUGGAAGUAAACCAGCUCAGCCUGCAGGUCAACAGUCAUCCCAAACCAGCCAGCAAGGAGGGUUUUUGUCUGGUCUGUUUGGACAGUCGUCCCCUCAGCAGCAACAGCAGCAGCCAAACAAAACGACGAGCAACCAGCAAACUGCAGCCCAGCAGCCCAGUCCGGGUGGAGGCCUGCUCUCAGGUAUUAUGAAGCUCGCUGCCGGUGACAACGCUCCUCAGGAGCAGCAAGCACCACAACCCGCUACGGUCAGGGAACCGGCUGUUAAACCAGCGCAAAAUCCACCCCAGCCGGAGUCGGGGGGAUUAUUUUCUGGUCUUUUGAGCAAAAUUUCAGCUACCGUGGAACCGCCGUUGUCAGCCACAGACCAGGCGGGUCCUCAGACAGCACAGCAGGAGCAGCCACCACGUGCCAGUCAGGGCCGACCACAGAUUCAGAGAACUAAACCGGUGGAGAAACUUUCCUCUCAGGAAGCAUCCGCAGAUAAAGACUCAAAAGGUCCGGCUCAAAAAGGUCUCCUAUCGGGUCUUUUUAGCGGCACAGAGGAGCCGCCGUCAAAGACGCAGCAACAACCCGCGGCCCAGCCUGGGAAGGAGGAAGCAAAAACCAGUACAGGGGCCACAUCUCCUGGUUUGUUAUCCAGCAUUUUCAAAACAGGCACUGAUGACAGCAUCACCACUGGGAAGGAAAAGGAAAAGAGCCCUAGUGAUCGUUUACUGCCAAAGAGUAAGGAGGACGCAUCUUCAAGUACAACAGCAACAACAACGCUCACAACCACAGCGGGCUCAGCUCAUCCAGCUGUUGAGACCCGUGAAGAACAUCCACAGUCUCAUGUUAAGCGGCUUCCUACAGUUUCCCCAACGCAGCAUUAUCUCGAGGAAAUUCAACGUCUGUUGUAUGGGACAUCAGGGGAGUAUGGCUACAGGGAUCUACUAUACAACUUCACGGAGCACGGCGUUAUUCCCCCGGAGCUGUAUGAAAACCAGUGUCUGAUAGAAGCUCUCCUGUGGCAACAACUCAAUGAUUAUGUCCUUGCUGAAGCCCUUGCCAAUCAAGUUCAGGAAGCCAACCAGGCGAGCCAAAGUCACAUACCACCCGCAGCAACAGCACCUCAGUGUCACGUCCAGCUAAAGCCUCAAGAAAUGAAUUUGACUGAUUUCAAUGUACCAUCGCAUCCUUGGAAAGAUGCCGCUGCCCAGCUCUUUGAGAGCAGAAACCGCUUUCUUGAGCCAGAUGAGGACGUUGUUUUGUUUGACAUGACCUGCAGAGACAAAAAACCCUGGAGUAGCUGUGACCAUCUGAACCAUCUCGAAGGCAACAGGAUGCCUUGGAUUGCCAGCGGGAGUGCUCUAAACCUGUCCACAGAAAAAACAAAACAGCGCUUUAGCCGGUGCCAGUCGCUCACUGAAUGCGGUGUGCAGGAUUUCAACAAAGUAGUGGAAAAAGGUGCUGCCAACCAUCAUUUAAGAGAGGAAGACUUUGAUCUUAAAUCAGCAACUGAGUUUUUAAAACAACUUGCCACAAAAAAGGGUCCAGUGGACCUGCGACAAGGUGCUCUGGAUUUAAGCAGGUUUGCAGGCGUUACAGGGGACGCAGCCGAAGAGACGAUAUUUGAUGAUACCGAGUGGUACCAGCAAUGGAUUUCACUGCUGGAACAAGGAAUGUGGUGGCCGGCUGAGGUGGGGGACUGUGGUUAUUAUGUUUACACAGAUCAAGACUACAUUUAUUCUCUUUUAACGGACAAAUCUGGUCGGCACCUGUACGCCUGUGCAACAGACGAGGAUAUGGAAGCUCUGGGAAAUAUCACAGAAAAUAUUGCUACCAUUCUGAAACAAAAGGAAGCCGAUAAAGUGACUCUUUGUGGCUUUAAAAUCCCCCUCAAUGAUGAGGGCAAAGGUUUCUGGGUUCCAGGCCGGGAGCAGAACAACAUCCUCUUACCUGAUGGACCGAUGGAUCUAACAUAUGCACUUAGAAAGGGUGAAAAAAUCAUGAACAUGAAUUUGGAAAGCUUUUCUCAGAUGUUUCAGGAGUCCGUAUCUCAUCAAGCUGAGCAAGCUGUAGACUUCACCUUGUACAAACUUAAGAAGAUAAAGGUUGAAUCGGUGCAAAAUGCUAACGGUUACUACGAGGAGACGCUGGAACCAGCUGAUUUUAGUUUGAAGUCUCUGAAAGGUGGACACGGAGGGCCGUACUGGAAGGAUCAGGGGCUAAACGAUGUGCUUGGACCAACAUCUGGGCCUUCUCCUGGGUUUCAUUCAACACAAAUCCCUCAAAACAGACGCUCACCAAUUCCUGAAAUCAGGAUUGCUCAUGUAGAUGAUACACACGUGGACCUAUCAAGACAAAAGCCAACCUCUUUACAUUCAGGAAUUGUUGGAAAGGCUGCAAGUAAAGUGGAAACACUGCCUUCAGCGUCUGUGACAUCAAAAUCAGUGUCCAACAAGCUUCCAGAAACUUCAAAAACUGUAUCUGGGACCCUUCCAGCUUCAAAAAUACCAUCGCCCAUACAGCCAGGAAAGAAACUGCCUGCCACGCCAACUGUUACUACAUCAGUCAGCACGGCUGCUCCUUCACCACAGGCAACGUCUGUCAGUAGUGCAGCUGUAACAUCCACCUCAAAUGUACCUUCUGCUUCAGGACGGAGAUCCCAGCUGUCAAGGCAGCCAUCUCAAGCAGAAAAACCUGGAGUAAUAUCACAAAUAAAUAAGAGCCCAGUCACAGGGAUAUGUAACAUUAGCAAAGAGAGCACCACCUCGACAGUGUGCCAAAUAUCCCCUCAGUCUUCAGAACAGUUGCCAAAGCCCUCAAAGGAAUUCACACCACAGUUACACAUCCUGAAUGACACUUCAGGUACUUAUAGCGAAGCCUACCUUUACAACAGAAACAAGAGCUCAUUUAUCUCUUCCUCGGGCUCACAAGCAACCAAUAAAGUCCUCGACUUUUCCUCCUCAAUGAACAAAAACAAAGACAUCAAACAAAAAAAUGAAGCUAAGACCGAUGUAGAGUCUACGAAAAGAAAUGAGAUUGUGGACUUUACAAAGUACAAGUUGAAAAGAUUCAAAGAGAAAAAGCAGACAGAUUCUAAGGCUAAUGUGAAAAUGACUGACAAGACUGCUGUAGAUCUUACGAAACAAGAUGAGGACGAGGACGUUGAAAUGCCAACUCCAGAAUAUCCCAGUGUGAGCUCAAUACGGGAAAGUCCAGUGGUCUCUCAGACUGACAAGGGUUGGACAACUGAUCCACAGAGGAGGAGACCAUCUCGGCCAGAAGUUAGAAUUGGCCAGUUACCUUCCUCCGAAGGUUCCUCAACAGGAACAGAGACGAAGCAAACUAAUUUCAAAUCCACUGGCAAGAACAAAGAAGAUAUUUCAAUCAAGCUAGCUGGUCCAUCUCCUGAACUACCGAAAGGUUUUGAUACCAAUGUUAUAUCAGGAACAACAAGCUCUAGAGUUACACCAACUAAUCUUGAUGACAGUCUCAAACAAACUAUAAAAACUGUGGCAACCCAAACUGUGGCAACCCAAACGGUGGCGACCCAGCCACUGUUGAGUCCUGUUAUGAGAAAGCAAGUGGACAUCAAGGAUCACCAACAGCUAAGUCCACCAGCAGUUACAAUUGGUCUUAUCCAGAGGACUCCUGGUCACACUCAGGCACCAGAAUCUAAACCGGUUUGGUCUCAAUCUCGUGAAAACGCUCAACAGUACCAGAAGACCACUGCGCCUGCAAACUUGAUUAAAGCAACAUUAGAUAUGUCUGUCAAGACGCCCACCCUGCAGACGCAACAAUCUGUUGUUCAGUCAAACGAUACCGCUUGCGAGGCAGUGUCACUGACAAGGAAGAAACCACUGCCUCUUGUGGAGACUGACAAAAUAUCUAGCCAUCAUGAAUCAAUUGACUUGACCUACCGGGCAGAGCCUCUGCCACAAAAUCCUGAGUGUAUUCAUUCAGCUCCUCUCCAGGAACCAGCUAUUUCAGUCAAGCUAGCUGGUCCAUCUCCUGAACUACCGAAAGGUUUUGAUACCAAUGUUAUAUCAGGAACAACAAGCUCUAGAGUUACACCAACUAAUCUGGAUGACAGUCUCAAACAAACUAUAAAAACUGUGGCAACCCAAACGGUGGCGACCCAGCCACUGUUGAGUCCUGUCAUGAGAAAGCAAGUGGACAUCCAGGAUCACCAACAGCUAAGUCCACCAGCAGUCACAACUGGUCUUAUCCAGAGGACUCCCGGUCACACUCAUGCACCAGAAGCUACACCGGUUUGCUCUCAAUCUCGUGAAAACGCUCAACAGUACCAGAAGACCACUGCGCCUGCAAACUUGAUUAAAGCAACAUUAGAUAUGUCUGUCAAGACGCCCACCCUGCAGACGCAACAAUCUGUUGUUCAGUCAAACGAUACCGCUUGCGAGGCAGUGUCACUGACAAGGAAGAAACCACUGCCUCUUGUGGAGACUGACAAAAUAUCUAGCCAUCGUGAAUCAAUUGACUUGACCUACCGCGUGGAGCCUCUGCCACAAAAUCCUGAGUGUAUUCAUUCAGCUCCUCUGCAGGAACCAGCUAUUUCAGUCAAGGCUGCACAAGACAUGACCUUUAAAUCCUCUGAUCCCUUGAAAGAAGGGGUUCUUAAUGUGGUUAUACCCUCUGAAAAAAUGCAUACACCUGUGAGUCCGCACCUUAAGGUAGAGAAUAGGCUUCAGUGCCACUCGGAGUCUGGUCCGGAUCAACGACAGCCUUGGCAGAGCAAAUCCGGGGUCUUAAUCCUGUCAAAUCAAUCUAUUUUACCUCCGUCAGUAACAAAACAAGAACUUGAGACUUCCACAUCCAUAAAGCAUACCACUGCCACAGUGUUGGAUAUGUCACCCAAGCCAUCUCAAGCCACUCCAGCUACAACAGUGCAUGAAAAUGAGUGUACUCCAGAUCAAGCAAUUUCACUUAUUAAUAAGCCAAGAAAAGGAAUAGUUGCCAGGAGCGAAUCUGUCGGUCUUUCGCUGAUAGUUGAACCCUCUCCAGUAGAGUUAACGAACCAAAUGCAAUCUAAAAAUGUGGUCCCAGUGCAAGAACAGCAAAUCACAGACAGAAAAACUACCCCUGUUGUGCAGCAGCCACUUCCCAGCUACAUGGCAGCUCAGCGUUCUAGUGUGCCUCAGUCCAGUUCCCAGUUGCAUGUACUCAAUACGUCUCCAGCAAACUCUGUGAAAGGCACAUUAGAUAUGUCAAUGAAGGCAUGCAAAACUGAUGUGGUGGCACACUACACUGAUCCAGUUUCCCUGGUAAGUUCAAGACGAUCAAGUGUAACAUAUUCCCAAGAUGAUUCUGCCGGUGUCCCAUUAAUUGUGGUGAUGCAGCAACCCCAGCAGCAGUCUAAAAGGCAACAGCCCACAGUGGUAGAAUCACAGAAACAGAUCCAAAAGGUGUUUGUACAAACUGGAUGUCGAGAAACAUCUGCACCUGCCAAUGCCGUCAAGGGUUUCUUAGACAUGUCUCCAAAAUCCCAACAGAAACAGUCUGAAACAACUGCUGUUGUCCCGCCAGCUGGAAUUGUGCCGCUGGUCAAAAACAAGACAACAGUGUUUAGAAAUGACUCUGCUGGUGUACCGCUGAUAGUGGAGCAACCUACAUGUCAACAAAGUAGACGAGUUUUGAGCGGAGUCAACACAAAUGAAACGUUGCAUAGACGGAUAUCCACCUGUCACUUCAAUGGAGAGUUUUCUCAGAAAAACACGACCUACAAGGACCCGCAGCAACAAAAUAUGCCAGUGGACUUCUCAGCAAAAGACAGCCCUACUACAACCAAUCUAUUAAGCAGUCAGAUUGAACAAAAGAAUGGCGAGCCCAUGAACUUUACAAAUAAAAAUGCAAAGAAAGAAACCUCUGAGAGAAGGCCAACUGAAAGACAGUUGGAAAAGAAAAAGGUUGUGGGUAUUGUUGACCUAACCAUGGAUCUUCAAAGCAAAACACCAGUGGUAGAGGAUCAAGUUGCAAAGGAUUUUACCUUGCAUUAUGUUUCUAUACCAGGUCAGUACACUGUGUACAGUCAGCAACAGUAUAUACCAGCAAAGGAGGUGAGCAAUGACAUAUUUCCUCAAACUAAUAAGUCAUUGAAAUAUGGGGAAUAUUCUUCUGAUGAAUGGAGUAGCAUCCAGCCUGAAAUACAUUACAGAACAAGGUCAGAAACAGGAUUAAACACCGAGCCAAUGACCUUUUCAUCUUUAACUAUGAUUCCUGUCGAUACGAGGAUGCAGCCUCUUCAGCAUCCUGCUGCCCAAACUACACGUGACAGGAGAUUUAGCCAGCCGUCACUUAGCCUUGCAUAUCAACAGGAAUCCAAGACACCUGAACAGAUGUCUCCAACACCUCAGCUGCACACGCAGCCUUUAGUUACCCAACAGCAAUACCAGCAUCCUGGUGUAGAAAUUGGUACAACUUCAUCUGAUGCGAGUUAUUGGCCAAAAGCUCACCAACUAGAAAAACAAGACAUGAGUGUUAACAUGACCCACAGACCCAAAAUUCUGAUAAAGCAGGCAACCGUGGACAGCUAUGGGAGUUAUGAGGAGUGUGAAGAAAGUGGAACGAUAAGUAGAAUGCCAUGGUCUUCCCCUCAAACUACCCACCAAGUGUACCGUGGAAUCCAAACUGUUCCCGCCUCAGUUGGUUCAGUUAUUCAGCAAACACAUGGCGGCCAAAGAACUGAUUCUCCUCUGCCACCUAGAGUAACAGAACCUGUACUGAGUGCUGCUCCAUAUCAUCCAGAAGGACCUCACCACAUCUCAAAACAACCUGAUUUAAGCCAAAGCUAUGUGUCUGUCCAGCAUUAUCACACUCCAUCCGUACCGCCAAGUACCAUUCCUUCAGUUCAGCAUGCAUCCCCAGUUAGCACAGUUACAUCACAAGCCACCACAAGUCACUACCCAGUGCCUGUAUUACAAGUAAAAAGUAGUCUUCAGAGGCAGGACUUUGGAGUUGAAUCACAAGGACCGCAGGUACCUUUAGCACCAGCAGGAGGGACCACUGUUAAGGGCUUGAUUUCAUUGUUUAGUGGUUCAGAGUCACACCCGGCUGUCAGAACAACAACACCUACUAUUGUAUCUCACCAAAUCGAGACUGUGCCUAAACCACAAGUCCAUUGUUCACAAGUAACUCCACUGCAGUUGUCUGCCAUUAAACAAGAGGCAGUCGUCCCCAUUACCCACGUUUCUAGAAUGGUAGAGACGAAUACCUCAACUUCUUCUCUUUCCCACGAGUAUCAGCAACCACAGGCAACAUUAAAUGCAAGCCCACUAAUGGAAACUGUGGAGAUAGCAGACAAAGAAUUGCCUCUUCCUCAGACUUUACCAGUUAAACUACCAUAUAUCAUGCCACAUGGAGGAAUUCAAAGUGUUGUAGGUUCAGGUGAACCUUUGCAAACAUUAACUGACUUCACAUCAAAGGAAAUUGCUGAGGAGACUCCUGUUGUCACAAAAGUGUCAGAACCAGACAGGUCACAACAGCAAAGUGAAGAAGAGACUAAACAACCUAUGUCCACCGAGUCUGCUGAUGUCACUGCCAGAAUUGGUGAAUUUUCUUCUGUCGCCACCCCACAACAGCCAAGGUCAAUCUACAUUAGUAUUAAUUCCCCAGAAGCCCCACUUUAUGGUACAGAAAAUGAACCAGGUGAGCAAACACCUUAUGUUAGAUUGCCCCAUAUUUUUGUCUCAGCAGCAAGUUCACCAGAAGAAGAGAGAAAUGACCUUGAAGUCAGUGAAUCUAGCAAACCUGAUUUGCAAGAGACUGGUGUCUCUGAAGAAACCAUUCCAAGUGCAUUCACACCUUCGGACUCUAACGAGAUUUUACUUGAUGGCACUGCUGCACAAUGUGAUACCUCUCUAAAAAAUAGCAGCAUCAAAGCAUCUAUUGGUGCUCCUGGUGAAGAUGAUAAAACCUUCCCUCCAGAGUCGCCACUUACCCCAGAGUCGCCACUUACCCCAGAGUCGCCACUUACCCCAGAGUCGCCACUUACCCCAGAGUCGCCACUUACCCCAGAGUCGCCACUUACCCCAGAGUCGCCACUUACCCCAGAGUUGCCACUUACCCCAGAGUCGCCACUUACCCCACAGUCGCCACUUACCCCACAGUCGCCACUUACCCCACAGUCGCCACUUGUCCCAGAGUCGCCACUUGUCCAAGAGUCGCCACUUGUCCAAGAGUCGCCACUUGUCCAAGAGUCGCCACUUGUCCAAGAGUCACCACUUGUCCAAGAGUCGCCACUUGUCCUAGAGUCGCCACUUGUCCAAGAGUCGCCACUUGUCCAAGAGUCGCCACUUGUCCAAGAGUCGCCACUUACCCCAGAGUCGCCACUUACCCCAGAGUCGUCACUUACACCAAAUACAGCAGAUAAUAUACAGGAAAAUGAACAACACUUGCAGGACAUCCUGACUGAGAAAAGUUCAACUAUAGAAGCUACCAUCUCAGAGGCUGAGGCUGAGGAAGUUACGUCAAAGAUUACAGAGGUUCCUGAGCCACAACUUCAGCUGACCCUCACAGACACAGAGCCAACGGCAGACAUAACACCACUUGAAGAAGUUAAACCCCUCAGUGAGCUGGUCUGCCAGCCUGAAAGCACAAGUUCAAUAGAACCACCAAAAGCUGUAGAAGUACUUCAAGAAUCAGGUCACAAGGAUGAAAGCAAAUCUUCACAGAUUGUAUUGCCUGAAGAAGAUCAAUGUCUUAAACAAUCAUCACUUAAAGAGGAAUCCUCGGCUUCAGAUGUUGAAUUGUCUCGAGAUGUUCAAGAGAUUCAAGAAAAACCUGAAAAGGAUAUCAUCACUCAAACGGCACCUGAGUCCAGUGCCAUCAACCUGCCCAAAGAGGAAACUAAUGUAAUCAAGGAAGAUAGUUCUGCUAUCAAGAGUGAUCAACCUGAGGGUGACUCAUCCAGUAAGCAAGCAGAAAAAGGUAUAUUUUCUCUGUUCAGUGGCUCUACACCAACCCCACAACAAGCACCUUCACAAACUGGAUUAUCAAUUCUUGGUGGCAUUCUACCUGGCUCAUCUACCAAAGAGACUUCUGGGACAGGGUUGCUCUCAAUGUUUAGUGGGUCAAAUGCCUCUUCUUCACCUGAGUCGAAGGACACAACGCCACUGUCAGCCCCACAGGAGCCGCAGGGAAAAGGUCUCUUCUCUAUGUUUGGUGGUUCAAUUAGUCAGCCUCCUUUUGGCCCAAGAGGUCCACCUGCUGGGGCUGUGCAACCCAGAGGCCCUCCACCCAAAGAACCUCUUGGCCCAAGGGGUCCAACUCCUAGAGGUGUGCAACUUAGGGGCCCUCCUCCUAAAGAACUGCAUGGCCCAAGGGGACCAACUCCUGCAGGUGUGCAACCUAGAGGCCCUCCACCCAAAGAAUCUCCUGGAAAAGGCCUGUUUUCAAUGUUUGGUGGAUCUGCACCUCAACAACCACCCACUGCUAAAGGUAAUCUUGGGGGUGAUACCUCACCAAGAGGGCCAUCCACUGGAUCUUCUCUAUUUGGUGGCAUCCUAUCAGGUUCUGCAGCUCAAAAAGAUUCCCCGGGCACUGGUUUGUUUUCCAAGUUUGGUGGUCUUGGUACCCAGCAGCAAACAGGGCCUAAAAUACAUCCACCUGGGCCAACUGUUACAUCACCAAAACCCAGUGGUCCAGAGAUCUCAGGGAAAGGACUGCUUUCCAUGUUUGGCGGGACAAAUCAGCAAACAUCAGAAGCCCCAUCCACAGUUUCUAAUCAACCUGAAUCUGAGGGUGGUUUUAAAGUUUCCUCUGUGUUUUCACUUGGUGGGAAUUCUGAAAGUAACAAAUCUAAAUCUGGGUUUGGCCUCUUCGGUAUGUCUUUCUUGGAGGAAACCAAACCAGAGCCAGAACAGCAGAAACCCACCGAAACCAAAGAAACAAAGGAUGAUCAUGUUGAAGCCAUUAAAACUAUACCACCUGAGCCUCUUUCUUCAUCAUCGGGUAAGGAGGAACCUCAAGAACAGCAGACUUUUAGAGAUGUCCAAGACCCAACCAAAGAUGUCACUAAAAAUGGUGCAGAAUGCUCUGUUUCCCAAACGGAACCUUGUAUUGGUGUGGAAAAAGAUGGCACAGUGCAACAAAAUGCCUCAAUGAUAGCGGAAACCCCCAUCAGAGAUGCAUCAGAUAUGACUGUUAAUUUGCAAGAGAAAGUGACAGUCGUGGAGCAGCAAGAUGAUGCAGUUCAGUCCAGCAUUGCAGAAACUGAUACUUUAGGAAUGAAGGCUACAGAUGAAAAAACUGACAAGGAUGGUAUCAAAAGCCCAACAGACAAAUAUGACACUAUUCAAAUGGCAUCUUUGAAAGAAGAACCCACAAGCUCUGAUGUGGUUAUAGAGGAACAAGUAAAAGCUGUUGUUGAAGGGGAGGUACUGCCUUCUGAAAAACAAACUGAUGAGACUUUGAAAGUUACUGAUCAAGAACAAACUGCAACAGCCAUUGCUGAAAAACCAUCAACGGAGGAAAUGAAAGUUGCUACUGAAGAACAUCCUGCAGUUGCUGAUGUUGAAAAAUCCCCCGAGGUGGCUUUGGAAGCUGCUAGUGCAGAACAACCAAUGGUUGAUGCUGAAAAAUUGCCAAAGGAGGCUUCAAGAGUUGCUAGUGAAGAAAAACCACCUGUUGCUGAUGUUGAAAAUUCAUCUGCUGAGACUUUGAUAGCUGAUGGUAAAGAACAAACUGCAAUUGCAAGUGUAGAAAAUUUAGCCAAAGACACAUCUGUGAUUGAUGCAGUCAGAGAAACAUCAGAGAAACGUCCUGCAGAAUCUGUGGAGAGUACAGUUAGUGUAGUUUCAGAAUCAGAAAUCUCAACUGAAAAAGAUUUGAAAGUCUUACCUGAAUCGGCAGAGAAGCCAACUGAAGUAACAGACAAGGCUACUGCAGAAUCUGUACAGGAAUUAGAUAAAACAUCUGAAGGUGGUACUGUUCUUGCUGUGGUCUCACCUUUAACCGAAGAACAAAUAACUGGGAGCAGCCCAUUAGCUCCUGCUGGUCCUCCUAUACAGCAACAGCCCAGACCAGGCAUGGCCAGACCUCCUGGUCCACCUGGACAAAGAAUGGGAGCACCAAGGAUGGGUGGACCAAGGAUGGGUGGACCAAGAAUGGCUGGACCAAGGAUGGCUGGACCAAGGAUGGCUGGACCAAGACAACAAGUACCACAAAAACCACCGGAACCAGCUCCAUUUUCUGGCUUUAUGUCAAUGUUCUCAACCCCAAGUGCACCAAGUAAAACAUCAGCUGUUGGUGGCUUUUUCUCUAGUUCACCAGGAUCACUUUUUGGAUCAUCACCUGCUCCUCGUCAGCCACAACAACAACAACAACAACAACAACAACAACAACAACAACAACAACAACAACAGAAGAGCUCAUUUUUUGGCCUUCCCAGUAGCAUUGCGUCAGAAUCCCUUACCAAUGACCUAUUUGGUAUGUUCAAAGGUCCCGAGACGACAAAAUCUGAGGAAUCUCAACAAUCUGUUGAGGUUCCAGAGUCUAAACAAGGGGAUCCCCCAGAAAAUGUGACAAACUCUGAAAUCAUAGAGAAGUCAAAUGCUGAAAGUGAACCCACAAUUGGAGAUGUUAAAACUACAGAGGACUCUGAGCUACCUGAAAAAGGACUUGUGGAGGAGGCAGAACAAAAAGACAAAACAGAGGCAGAAGAAAGUUCUCAACCUGAAUGUGUAGAAAAAACUCCCAGCUCUGUCAAAGAAGGAGGAGAUGAUGACCAUGCUGAGGAUUCAGAAAAAACAGUUAGUGAUGUGUCUGACAAAGCUGCACCACCCACAACUAAUACAGCUGACACCAAGGGCGUAUUUGACAUACCAGGUCUGACUACACCUAAAUUCGGCUUUAUGUCUGCAGCCGCAGAAGGCGCAUCAUCUUUUGGAUCUCUUUUCUCCACCACAGCACCUCCAGCCACUGCUGUCAAGACUCCACAGCCACAACAGCCAGAGAGUGGUCUCUUUUCAGGUUUUAAAAACCUUUCAGCUGGUAUUUUCCAGGAUGAAAAGCCAGCUGGAAAGGAGGAAGCAUCACCUGCUUCAUCUAUGUUUGGCGUGAAACUGAGCUCAAUGUUUGGAAGCCCAGACUCUCCCAAACCUGAAUCCACACCUACCGUGGUCACAUCCCAGCCCCCGCCUGAAAGUCCAAAACCUGUAGAUGAAUUUGAAGAGCCAGAAUCUGACAAACCUUCCCCGGGUUCUGGAAGAACUGAAAGUCCAGAUGCUAGUGAUACAGAAGGGCCAACAGAGACAUCUAAAACAGGAAGCUGUGAUACCUUAGCACAAACACCACAGUCAGGCUUCCCUUCCCAAUCAGGGUCCCUAACAGAAAGUUUGGAUAAACCUCAGUUAACCGUCACCCCAUGUGAGUUAGACAGGAGCAAAGAUCACACACCUGACACCACGCAUGCAGAUGUGGGAACAGAUCAACCAAAGGAUCUACUGACAAAGGAAGCUUCAAAAAGUCCACCGGACAGCAGUCACUUGGACUCCUCAGGGAACAUGAGCCCCGUCAGCUCCCAGCUGAGCUCCGAGCCGGACGAGCGGCGGCACCCAGAGCCGUGUCCCCCGGCGGACCCUCGCCCUCCUCUCCGAACCCAGUCGUCCAGCUGGAUCGAGGACGAGGAGGUUGAGAAAGAGGUGCAUGCUCCGCCCGAGCCUGGUUCCAACAAGGAUUUGAAGGAGUCUGCAGACAUCCUUCCCAAGCCAAGCUUCAAAGAGCGGGACGGCAAGAGUCCAGACAACACCUGCAGUUUCUUCGGGGACGGCCCUCCACCCUGCUCUCCGUCUAAAGUUCGCUGGCUGAAGGCGUACAACAAAGUGAGAGUGAAGCUGCUUGAGAGUCGAGAUACAGACGGUGGACCCAGCAAACACCCGUGGGCCAAGCCAGGGGGAAAUGCACCGUUCGGUAUCGACAGCAUGCCAGACCUCCGCAAGAGGAGGCCCAUUCCCCUCGUUAGUGAGCUGGUGAGUACACACGUCAUUAUUUAAAUCGGA